AUGGACAGCAAACCUUCAGUGGUACCCUUGUGGAUCGACGGGCGGUCUGCUGCAGCCCGUCCAGCCGUGACGUUUCCCAUUUCUCCGGACGAGCAAGGAAACACGGCUUUUGCUCAGUCCGCCGAUGUGGAUGCUGCCAAACUUGCAGCAGCGGCGGCGAAGAGGGCUUUUGAACAAUGGAGGCUUUCGAGCCCAACUUCUCGCCGGGAUAUUUUACUGCGUGCAGCUGGUCUACUUGAUUCUCGACGAGCAGAGCUCGUUGCACUUCAGGUCUUGGAGACCAACUGUGCGGAAGCUUGGGCACAGUUCAAUAUUGACAACUCAAUCAAUAAUAUGCGCGAAAUUGCUGCACGGAUUACAUCAGCCUGCACAGGUAGUAUUCCUGCCAUAGGCGGCGAGAAGAACUUGGGCCUAGUCUUCAAGGAACCUGUUGGGCCUGUCUUGCUCAUCGCGCCUUGGAACGCAAGUGUCAUUCUUGCCUCACGAGGUUUAAGCUCAAUUCUUGGUGCAGGAUGUACCGUUGUCUUUAAGACUUCUGAGAUAUGCCCGCGAGUGCAUCAUUUGCUAGUGAAUGUAUUCAUUGAAGCUGGAGUCCCAGCGGGCGCUAUAAAUGCCAUCCAGGUUCGACGCGAAGACGCACCAGAAGUCACUGAAGCUUUGAUUGCCCAUUCGGCAAUUCGAAAGGUAGAGUUUAUUGGCAGUGCUGCCGUUGGCAGGAUCAUUGGUGCCAUGGCUGGAAAGCACCUUAAACCUGUCCUGAUGGAAUUGGGAGGAAAAUGCGCCUCAAUUAUCCUCGACGAUUGUGAGCUAGAGGAUGCUGCAGAAAAGUGCCUUCUUGGAGUUGCUGAAACGGGGGCUGCUCAGUGGCCAACAGGAAAGGGAGUAAACAGGGAGGUUGUUCAAAAGUCUUGCGACAAGCUUCUAGACGCAGGUGAAAAGGGUGCUCAGUUUUUAACGGGUGGACCAAACUAUGCAUCCGAGCUAUCUCUUCGGCCAACAAUUUUGAUGGAGACAACGAAGGAGAUGAAACUUUGGGAUGAGGAAACAUUCGGUCCGUCUGUGUCUCUAUUCGUAGUGGAUACGGACUGUGAGGCGAUUGAACUCGCGAAUGACUCGUCGUACGGUCUGAACGCCGCAAUACAUACCAACAAUAUGCAACGAGCAAUUGACAUCGCAAGGAAACUUGAGGUUGCGCAGGUACAUGUGAACGCAUUAACAGAACAUGAUGACCCAACCUACCCUCUUGGCGCGGUGAAAGGGAGUGGCUGGGGGCGUAACAACGCCUCAUACGGUCUGGAGGAAUUCCUUGUGCCGAAGGUAGUGAGCCUAAACAUGAGUCGUCAGAAACUAGCCUUCGAAAUCGGAGGGAAGUGA
This is a messenger RNA of Penicillium daleae, 1374 nucleotides long. RefSeq lists its product as uncharacterized. The record is from RefSeq and is a predicted model, not a curated record. NCBI's taxonomy places the organism in Eukaryota, Fungi, Ascomycota, Eurotiomycetes, Eurotiales, Aspergillaceae. Gene Ontology annotation, molecular function: succinate-semialdehyde dehydrogenase (NAD+) activity. The coding region runs from base 1 to 1374 and encodes 457 amino acids. The transcript is spliced from 4 exons.